Molecule: messenger RNA, 1730 nt
Organism: Lotus japonicus
Lineage: Eukaryota; Viridiplantae; Streptophyta; Magnoliopsida; Fabales; Fabaceae
Exons: 2
Coding region: 465-1730 (421 amino acids)
Source: RefSeq, a predicted model, not a curated record
CCCUCCCCGGAAAAAAAUUUGUCUGAAGUCCUCUUGUUUGAAAAGUGGUUGGAGCAAGCCCUCGCCGGAGGGCGGAGCUCCGGCGAGUGCAUGUGUGGCUUGGUGACUAGGAUUAAUGAACCCACGUGGCAUUAAAAAAUAAAUAAAAAAUAAAAAUCAAAUUACAACUCAGAAUUUUAAACCUAAUUAACCUAUUUCUAAUUAACCCUAACUUAAUUAACCAAAAACUAAUUCCCCCCUCCCCCUCCCCCAAACUUAACCCAAUUCACACCAAAUCAACCCUACCCCCAAAUCAACCCAAUCCCAAUCUGAAGAAACAAAGUUCUCCUUCCUCGUAAGUUUACCCUAAGUUUCGUUCUUCCCCUACCAUCGAAUUCUCCGUCACCGUUCGUGUUCUCGCCGGUUCUCUUGCUCAGGCUCAGUCGCCGCUCAUUGUGGUGUCCACUUCUGGUGCUUCUUCAAAGAUGGUUUUUACACUGGUUGUGCGACAUGGUGGUUGGUUUGGAAGUAGUCCUUACUGGCAUUACUUCGGUGGUGCCAAAAGUCAGUUCCAUGAUCUUGAUGAGUCUAAAUGGUCCUACUCUAAGACUGUGGAAAUUGUCAAAGGUCUUGGCUACAAAGAGUUUGAUUUACUAUGGCUUCCUGAUGAGGAUGUUGACUGGCAUGUUUUCAGGAAUUACACAACAGAUAUGGAUGCCAAGGAAUUUGCUAAAUAUGCAGUUGGAAAUGACCAUGAAUGUGUUAUAUUUGUGGACAAUCUAUCCAAAGACCCUCCCACUCUACCUACUGCAGUAAAGGAAAAGAAGAAAGAUGCCAACAAGAAUGUUAAGGUACAAAAACUAAGGGUGAGAAAGUCAGGUAGGUUGCAAGCAAUAGUGAAACAAGGAAAAAAUAAGGGACCUCCUGAAGUUGUAGAGUUAUCUGAUGAUGAGCAAUUUCCUAAUGAAGUUGCAAUGCUGCAAAAUGAAACUGUUCUCCCUGAACCUGUUCUCCCUGAAACUGUUAUCUCUGAAACUGUUCUCCCUGAACCUGUUCUCCUUGAAGCUGUGAUUCCUGAACCCGUUAUCCCUGAUGUUGUGGACCCUGAAGUUGCAGUUCCUGAAGUAGUAGAUGGGGUAGAUGGUGAUAAAGCUGGUGAGGAUAUCCAGGAAGAAGAAAAUGAUGAUUCUGAUGUUUCUGAAGUUGAUAGGGUCGAUGAUAGUGAAGAAAAAAGGGAUUUAGAAAAUGUGGAGGAAGUUACAAACCCAGGAUUUGCUCAGGCUGAGUCCCUAUUGAAUGAGCACAUUACUCAAAUGCUUCAACAAACUGCAGCAGAUAAUGAUGAUGGGGAAAAGAGAGAUGAGACAGAUUUGUGUGGAGGCUAUGAGAGUGAGGACCUUGAAAGUGUCCCCACUGAUAGUGAGCAGGAAGGGAUUCCUAGGAGAAGGUUUGAAAGAUUCAAUGAGGAUGACAUGGGCCCAGAUUUCAAAUUCACAUUGGGUAUGGAGUUCAUAUCACUUACACAGUUCAAGGAUGCCCUCACUGACUACUGUACGAAAAAUAACAGGGAAUAUAAAUUCAAGAAGAAUGACAGUAAGAGAUGCAGGGUUGUAUGCUUGAGUGAUGGCUGUCCAUUUGUGAUCUUAUGUAGCAAAGUUGGAAACAAACAGACUUAUAGAAUCAAAACUCUUAAGGGAGAGCACACGUGUGCAAGGGUUUUUGAUAAUAAAUCUGCCAAUUUUAGGGUUUAG